Molecule: messenger RNA, 1112 nt
Organism: Triticum aestivum (bread wheat)
Lineage: Eukaryota; Viridiplantae; Streptophyta; Magnoliopsida; Poales; Poaceae
Product: anthocyanidin reductase ((2S)-flavan-3-ol-forming)-like
Exons: 7
Coding region: 1-1032 (343 amino acids)
Molecular function (GO): oxidoreductase activity, acting on the CH-OH group of donors, NAD or NADP as acceptor
Source: RefSeq, a predicted model, not a curated record
AUGGCGCCGGCGGAAGGGAAUGUGAGUAGGAAGACGGCGUGCACGGCGUGCGUCACCGGAGGGAGUGGGUAUAUCGCGUCGGCGCUGGUGAAGAUGCUGCUGGAGAAGGGGUACGCCGUGAAGACCACCGUCAGGAACCCCGAUGACACGGAAAAGACCGCGCAUCUCAAGGCCUUGGAAGCGCUCGGACCCUUGGAGGUCUUCCGCGCCGAUCUGAACGAAGAGGGCAGCUUCGACAAUGCUGUCGCCGGCUGCGACUACGCCUUCCUCGUCGCCGCUCCGGUGACCCUCUUGCCGGAGAACCCUGAGGAAGAAGUGAUCCAGCCAGCGAUUCAGGGAACCCUGAACGUGAUGAGGUCGUGCGUGAAGGCGGGGACGGUGAAGCGCGUGGUCCUCACAUCGUCCACGGCCGCCAUCUCCAGCCGGCCGCUGCAAGGUGAAGGCCAUGUCCUGGAUGAGGAAUCCUGGUCCGAUGUCGAGUACCUCAGGGCCAACAAGAUCGGUACCUGGGCGUACCCUGCGUCGAAGGUGCUCGCGGAGAAGGCAGCGAUGGCGUUCGCGGAGGAGAAGGGCCUCAGCCUGGUCACCGUGUGCCCCGUCGUCGUCGUCGGCAGGGCCCCGGCGACAAAGGUGACGACCAGCGUCCCCGAGAUCCUCUCCUUGCUAUCCGGCGACGACGACAUGGUCGACAGACUGGAACUCAUCGAGCAGGCGUCGGGGUCGAUCCCGUUGGUCCACAUCGAGGAGGUGUGCCGCGCCGAGAUAUUCACCGCCGAGGAGGCCACGUCGGGGCGGUACAUCGUGUGCACCCUCAACACCUCCGGCGUGGCGCUCGCCCACUUCCUGGCGGCCAAGUACCCGCAGUACGAAAUCAACACAGAUCAUAUUGGUGGUCUUCCGGAGAAGCCCAGGGUGUGCAUUUGGUCGGACAAGAUCGUCAAGGAAGGGUUCGAGUACAAGUACACUAACCUGGACGAGAUAUACGACGACGUCGUCGUGUACGGGAGGGCCUUGGGAGUCCUUCCAUACUGACAUGAUGGGUCUCUCCAUUGUGUCAUCUUAGAACAAAACGAUGGAUGUGCUUGCAAAAUAAAUCCUUUACGGCGUCCUGG